Molecule: messenger RNA, 9701 nt
Organism: Antechinus flavipes (yellow-footed antechinus)
Lineage: Eukaryota; Metazoa; Chordata; Mammalia; Dasyuromorphia; Dasyuridae
Gene: IL6ST
Product: interleukin 6 cytokine family signal transducer
Exons: 13
Coding region: 1209-3413 (734 amino acids)
Biological process (GO): cytokine-mediated signaling pathway
Cellular component (GO): external side of plasma membrane; membrane; signaling receptor complex
Molecular function (GO): cytokine binding; cytokine receptor activity
Source: RefSeq, a predicted model, not a curated record
GUGAAUGGUCAAAGUAAUAUGAAAUGCCAGUGGGAUCCUGGAAGGGAAACACAUUUGGAUACAACAUAUGUUUUAAAGUCAAAAUGGUAAGUCGCUUUGUGAAAUGAUUGGGAUGUUAGCUAUGUAAAAAAAUUCUGAUAGAAAAUUUGGGGGUUUUUUGUUAUUGUUAGGGAGCAAUAAUGUCAACAUGAAAAUUUAAAUAGACUUUGCCUUGAAUUUUUAGGGUUUUUUUGUAUUUUCAUGCAUGAAGAUAACUUGUUCUUUUUUUUUUUCCAUUUCAGGAAAAACAGGUAAAGGUAUAUUUUUUCAGUUUCUAUGCUCAUUUCUAAUUUAUUUGGAAAAUGUAAUUAGUUAGAAGCCCAACUUAUGUUAUUUUUACUCACUGAAUUUCUUCCUAAUUUUUUUAAUAAGGCAUUUUAAAUAGGUUUCAUAAAAUGGAUCAUAGACAGAAGUAACCAUCAAAGCUAUCCAACCAGAGAUUUUUGAAAGAUUCACACACUCUGUCUUUCUAAAGAAACAGUGAUACUUUCACUGUUAAAGUUAAGUCAGUUUUAAAUCUCUUCGGAUCUCUUCUUCAGUAAUUGUUUCAGCUAAACAAAAAAUGCAAAAUAAAGUUUUUUUCUUUGUAGAAAAAUGGGCAUAUUUUAAAAGCAGUUGAAAAAAAUUGUGCAAUUUUAGCACUAGAUAGGGAUUUUAUCAGCCAUUAUUUCAACAUCCUAUUUUUACAAACAGGAAAGUGAGACCCAAAGAGGUUUAAAUGACAUUUCAGUGGUUCUUAACUUUUUUGUGUGUGAUAGACCCCUUUAUCAGUCUAGUAAAAUCUGUAUCUUUUCUCAGAAUGUUUUUAAGUGUAUAAGAUACCAUAUAUAGAAUUACAAAAAAGAAAUCAAAUUGAAAAUAUGUUGCAAUAAAGCUAUCCAAAAAAAAAAUUAUUUUAAGUUCACAGAUCUCAGAUUAAAAGUCUAUGAUUAUAGACAUAGUGGCAGUGGUUUUAUAGUUAGGAUUUCAUAUGCAUCCACAUUUCUGAUUUAGGGUAUUAAUAGCUGUGAUUCCAGAGAAAGAAGUCCCAAAAAAUUUAUAUAAGAUAUGUUGAAGAAUUCCAAAGUUCAAAGAAAGAAGAAAGAAAAUAGAAAUAAAAUAAGAGGCCACUACAGCAGCUGGCAGAUUGCAUUCCACCAACUGGUGUAAAUAAUUCAUGCACAAUUGAGAUGGUUGUGGUUUUUGUCAAUAUGGAUAUAUGGGUAGUAGCUACAAAUGCCCUUGGAAGUGUUUCAUCUGAUCGUAUCAAUUUUGAUCCCAUCGAUUUUGUGAAACUGCUUCCUCCACAUAAUUUAUCAGUCACCAAGUCUAAGGAAAUAUCCAGUAUCUUAAAACUGUCCUGGAUCAACCCUACUAAGCCUUUUGAGAAACUGAAAUAUAACAUUCGGUAUCGUGCCAGAGGUGCUUCAAAUUGGACACAUAUUCCUCCUGAAGACACAGCUUCAACCCGAAAUUCAUUUACUGUUCAGGAGCUCAAACCUUUUACAGAAUAUAUGUUUUCAAUUCGUUGUAUGAACAAAGAUGGUAGGGGAUUCUGGAGUAAUUGGAGUGCAGAAGCAAGUGGAAUCACAUAUGAAGCUCAACCAUCAAAUGCACCAAGUUUGUGGUAUACGAUUGAUCCUUCUCAAGAUCAUGGAUAUAGACAAGUACACCUAAAAUGGAAGACUUUGCCUCCAUUUGAAGCCAAUGGAAAAAUCUUAGAUUAUGAAGUCACUCUAAUGAGAGGGAAAACAACAUAUUUAUCAAGAUAUGUUAAUGAUACAAAAUUGACUCUGAAUGUCACAAAUGAUUCUUAUUCCAUAAGUCUGAAAGCUCGUAAUAAAGUCGGAAGCUCUGAAUCAACUACUUUAACUAUUCCUGGCCGUGACUUUAAAGCAGCUCACCCCGUAACAAAUCUUAAAGCGUUUCCUAAAGAUAAGAAACUUUGGGUAGCAUGGACACCUCCAAAUGAAUCUGUAAAUAAAUAUAUACUGGAGUGGUGUGUAUUUUCUGACAGUUUGCCGUGUACUCCCGAUUGGCAGCAAGAGGACAGUAGUGUGAAACUAACCUACUUACAAGGAAAUUUAACGGAGAGCAAAUGUUAUUUGAUAACGGUUAUCCCAGUGUAUAAUAAUGGCCCAGGAAGCCCCCAGUCUGUAAAGGCAUAUCUUAAACAAGCUCCACCUUCUACAGGACCUGUGGUUCGAAUAAAGAAAGUGGGGAAAAAUGAAGCUGUCUUAGUGUGGGAUCACCUUCCUAUUGAUAACCAGAAUGGAUUCAUCAGAAACUAUACCAUAUUUUACAAAACUAGCAAUGGAAAUGUAACAGCUGUGCAUCUGAACUCAUCCCACACAGAAUAUACACUUUCUCCCUUGAUUAGUGACACAUUGUACGUGGUGCGAAUGGCAGCAUAUACAGAUGAAGGGGGCAGGGAUGGUCCAGAAGUCAAUUUUACUACUCCAAAAUUUGCUCAAGGAGAAAUUGAAGCCAUAGUUGUGCCAGUUUGCUUAGCGUUCUUGUUGACCACCCUUCUGGGAGUAUUGCUCUGUUUUAACAAACUAGAUUUGAUUAAAAAACACAUUUGGCCUAAUGUUCCAGAUCCUUCAAAGAGUCACAUUGCUCAGUGGUCACCUCAUACACCAAAUAGGCAUAAUUUACAUCCCAAAGAUCAAAUGUACCCAGAAGGCAAUUUCACUGACACUGAUGUCAGUGUUGUGGAAAUAGAAGCAAAUGAAAAAAAGCCUCUUCCAGAAGACCUGAAGUCAUUGGAUCUCUUCAAAAAGGAGAAAAUCACUACAGAGGGACACAGCAGUGGUAUCGGAGGUUCUUCAUGUAUGUCAUCUUCUAGGCCAAGCAUUUCUAGUAAUGAUGAAAGCGAAUCUGGACAAAACACUUCAAGCACCGUGCAGUAUUCUACUGUGGUACAUAGUGGCUAUAGGCACCAGCUUCCAUCAGUUCAGGUCUUCUCAAGAUCUGAGUCUACCCAGCCUUUACUGGACUCGGAGGAGCGACCAGAAGACCUCCAGAUAGUAGAGAAUGGAGGAAGUGGUGAGGGCGCGUCACCCAGGCAGCAGUAUUUCAAACAAAACUGUAAUCAAGAUGAAAUUGGUCCAGAUUUAUCACAUUUUGAAAGAUCAAAGCAAGUUUCUUCAGUGAAUGAGGAAGAUUUUGUUAGGCUUAAACAGCAACAGAUGUCAGAUCAGAAAUCACAGUCCUUUGCAUCUGAACAAGUGAAAGAUUUUGAAGUCGUUUCUGUAGCAGAUCGUUUUGGUGCAAGUACCGAGGCACAAAUUCAAAGGUUUGAACCAAUUGGAUUAGAGGCAGCAACUGAGGAAGGAAUGUCUAAAAGCUAUUUGCCUCAGACUGUAAGACAAGGGGGCUAUGUGCCUCAGUGAGGGGAAACUUUUCUCUUAAGACUCUUAAACAGUGACUAUUUUUGUGCAAAAUAAAGCUAAAUAUACUUUUAUCUGUGAUUUCAGACAAAAACAUCACUUAGAGAAGAUGGUUAUUUGCCCUCCUGGACUAUAUACUUUUACUUAAAUGGGUUAUUUCUCUUCCAGAAUAACUGGGAUUCUACUUCAAGCACUACAUGAACUGUUUUGCAUCCUGUCUGAAUAGUUAAAUUUGUGCUGCUUCAGGAUGUUUGCAUUUUAAAAAGAAAAAACUUAUCUAUAAUUCUUUAAGGAAACUUCAUUUCUGUUUUGUUUUUGAAAAGACAGAGGGCAUUUAAGCAGUCAGCAUAGCUGUACUGACUCAGAAAUUACUGGCUUUUUUAAGAUGGUCAGUUAUUCUAAGAGUGGUAAAAGUAAGAUAUUUGAGCUUAGGAAGAUUUUUUUUUAAAGUGAAGAAUCCUGUUUGGUUUUCAUGUUUUUGUUUGUAAAAUAAUGAACAAGGUACUAUAAAUAACAAGAAUGAUUUCUACAUGCCACAAAAAUGGUCAGUCUCAUUAUCAUGUAGUGUAAGGCCUAAAUUGAUUUGUUUUCAAUUAUGAUGAUGCCACUGAUUGUUUCCACGGAACUCAAACUGUUGAUCCUCCGUCUUAGAAAAUUAAAAAGCUAAGAUAUUUGCCAUUUUGUAUACCAAAUAUAAUCUUCACUUCAUACAGUGACUGAGCAUUCCACUACUACUACAGUCACGAGCUUCAUUUAGGCAAAUUCAUUUAUGUCAAGUGUUCAUUGGAAAGAUCAAAUGCUGCAAACUGCUUUAGGUAUUUUUUUAUCUAUCAUUUGUAGUUUGCAGAUGUUUAAAUCUAUAACAUUUCUUUGUUGGUAUAUUUUGAAAUUAUAGACUAUUAGGCUUUAGAAAAUGAUGUUAGAGCACUUUAUCUAAACUUUUAUUUUACUUUAAAAUUUUUGUCAUUUAAUAUAUUUUGUGUUUUUUCUUUUUAGUUAAAUGUGGCAGCAUUGAAAAAUUACUGUUAUUUUCUUAGCACUUGACUCAUUUGAUGCUAGUUAUUGCUAUUCACCACGUGAAAAACAAAAAACCUCUAAAUACUGAUUUUCCUAGAAUUGCAACCAUUGUUGUCAUCAGAAUUAUAUUUACUUAUUUACUGAAGAGAGUGUUUUUAACAAGAUACUGCAGAUUAGUCCAGUGGUAGAAUGGGAAGUAAGCAUACCCAGCCUCAUUCAUUCUGUCUUAUGGUUAAGGACUUGUUUUGAAGCCUUUUUAAUAUGCUAUCUUUCAGGGGCCUAGGUUCAUAUUGCUGGCUUAACCUUAUGGUUUACAUGUUCAUUUGUAUCACCCUCUAAAAGUCCAUUUUCUACCAGCCAUAUUUUAACAAGGUAUUAGGCCAAACAGAUCAGAUAAAUAUGUGUUAGAGCUUGAAAUGAGAAAAAGCUCACUAGUGACAAAGUAAGACUCUUGCUAUCCAAGGAAGGGAUAAGCAGUUGUUUUUUCAUCAGAUUUGAGUUGCAGAAAUCAGACAGACUUUCAGAUAUGGCUCUGCCUAGAGGUUACUAGUCUUUAUUAUGACUAGUGUUUAUUUCAAGAUGAAAUAAAAUUCUAUUCUCAUUAUCUUAAUUGUUCACACUAGAUGUUCUGCUUUGUGAGUAUGUUUUCUUUACAUUUUAAUUCUUUAUACUUAUCAAAGAAGCCAUAUGGCCUAGUGAAUGUGAAACUGGCCUCAGAAUCAGAAACACCUGGAUUCAAAUCUCCUGUAUAAUAUAUUCUGACUGUGAGACCCUGGGUCAGUCACUUACAAUCUCUUCAAGAGUUUCCUUGGGCACUGAGAGGCCAAGAUUUAGAAGAGGUGCUUAUGGACUGCUUUAGUGGAGGAUUUUCCUCCCUGGGGAACUUCAUACAGCAAUGAACUCAUAGGCCCAAUUCUCUAAAAAGUUCCUUUUCAAAAUAUUUUUACAUUUAUGGUCUCAUUUAAUAGACAAUCCUAACUUUCUGUGUAAUAAGACAUCCAUUUUCUUUCCCUUGACAAAAGAUUAUUAAAACAUAAAAUUAAAGACCUGGAAGAGAGUUCAUUUCACAUAAAUAGAAUCAACUAGGCCACUGAUUUUCACUUUGUGGUAUCAUGGUCCCUUAUAGUUGUUUAGUGAAACCUAUAGGACCCUUUCUCAAAAUAAUGUUUUUAAAUGCACAAAAUAAAAUCAGUUAUAUUAAAAUACUUUUAAAAAACAAGUUCACAAACUCUAAGGUAGAAACCCUAGAUCUAUGCCAGCCUCCAGUACUCUCAUUUUGGGUACAGGCUCAAACCAGAUCUCAAAAAUUCUGUAAUACUAUACAAUCUGAGACUCAAGUAACAAUGACUUGUCUCAGAUUUAAAAAUUUCAGUGGCGUCACUGCUUUUUAAAGUGGAAUUUAAAUAUAGACCCUAUAGAGUACCAAGUUACGACAAAUACCACUUAUCUAAAUUUUAUUUUCUUUUAAAAUGAUAUCUCCCUUUAUCUCUUACAACAGACGUAUCAUAAAAUUCCCAACAGUGGCCUGAACCAAAUUAAAAUGUAAUUGGCAAAUAUUUAACAAAAUAAAUAAAAAUACAAUAAAAAUCGAUAUUAUAAAACUAAGUCAAUAUGCAGUUCAUUGGAAUCCUUGUAUACAGUUUAAUGGCUCCAGUUUCUUUUUGAAUAAAACACCAUUGUCUUUAGAGUGCCUCAAAAUGCUCCUCUGGCCUUUAUCACAUUCUACCAUUUGUAUGUAUUGGAGUAUAUGUUAGGUGCCUUUCAUCAGAUUCUAAGAUCUUUGAGAGUAGGCAAAAACUAUUGUCAUUCUCUUAUGUCCUUUGUAUAUAGCACAGUGCCUUUUAACAAGUAGGUGCCUAAUAGAUAGUUAUUGAAUUGAGUAAUAAUGUUUUAUUUUUAAUCAUAACAUUUUUUUCUCAAAUCAUACUUUUUAUCAGGUUUAUGGAGUAGUUAUGGAGUUUCUGUUAGUGAUUUCCUUUUGGUAAAACACAGACAAUUCAUUUGGAGAGAAAGUAUUUUUUUAGUGUUUGGGGGUUUUUUCCCUUAUUUGGUUUAGUUUCUUAACAAUCCCAGAGUAAAAGAAUGGAUGCUGAUUAUUUCCUUUACUUUUGAAUUUCACUUAAUUUCUAUUCCAUAGUCUUAAUGUUUGAGCUUUUUUUUUUUUUGCAAAAUUUCUUUUAAACAGGUGAAACGCAAAGUUUUAUUAAAACCAUAAAAUGUUUCUUCUAACUAGAUGGUAGUGUAAAAUAAUGACUUCAUAAAUGGAGCCUUACUUGUAUAAUUCAUCUGAAAUACAAGUAUACUGAUCAAGUGAACUCUUGAUAUAUAUAUAUCAGAAUAGAAUCAAUCUAGAGGAGACAAAAAACACUAGAAAAAAAUUAAUGUAAAUUCAGAAUAUAAAGAAAUGUAGGGUAUUGUGAUAAAGAUGAUGCUGCCAUGGAAUUUCACAGUAAGGAAAAAGUUUUCAGUAGGGUGUGUUCACGAAGUAGUUAUAUCUUGAACUGGAUUUUGAAAGAAGUAUAGGAUUUCCCUUGAAAGGAACUAGCAGAGCACAGCAUUGCACAAAAGAGGAAAAAGAGGGAGGGGAAAAAAAGGGAAUAUAGCCAGCAUAUAUCAAUGGCCUGACAUUUAUUUUCUGAGACUUUGUAGAUAGACUGAAAGGAAAUAGAUUUACGUAGAUGCCAUAGACUUGCACUACUAUAACUGUCACCACUACUCUUUUAAGCAGCAGACCAAAGUGGUUUUCUUACAACUUAUAUUUCCUUCUUAUGCUUAUGAUAAUGGAUAGGGAAUUAUCCACUUAAUUUGAUUAUUCUUUGUAAAGCAAACCAGUUUCAAUAUUCUUAGCCCAAAAUUACAUUAUUUAGAACUGACAGAAUUUUCCUCCACCAUUUGCUUUAAAGUUAUAUAAAGUAUAAUUUCUUACCCUAACCUUUCUCCCUACUGUUUCUUCCCCCUUUUUUCUUCUCCCCUCCCCCCAAAAAAAACCCUUAGCUAUGAAUUUUGGUGGAUGGAAAAGGUAUGAAAACUUUUAAUUAGUUUCCCAUUCUAAUAGUUAAUUUCAUUUAAAUAAAGCAUUCUUGCUUUCACAUCUAACAACGCAGUUGGGAAGCAUAAUUUUAAAGUGCGAACAGGUACCUAACAUUUGGUUUAAGCUGUCUCAUGGAAAGGGGGAUGACUUGGAUGACUAAACUUUGGUGUAUAAUAAAUUUGGGGUGCUCUUUAUCUAAUCUUCAAAAAUCUCAGGGAAAAAUCUUCAAAAGUAAUACUUAACAUGGCUGAUGUAGUUUUAAAUUUUUUUUAAUUUUUUUUUUUUUUGUAAUUCUGUAUUUUGAACUGACAGUCUGGUUCUUAUCUUUCUAAGCAGAAUAUUCAAAUUGAAAUAGAUAGUGUGACUAUUUUAUGUAUCACAGCAUAUAAAGACAUUUAACAUGAGGCAUUGAGCAUUAAGGCUUGCAUGGAAAUUUGUCAUGUCUACUUAGCAUAUGAUCUUUGUCUUCAUGGUACCAAAAUAGUAAAAAUACUUUUAAAGUAUUAAUCGUUAGUUAUCCUAAUUGAGAUUACUCAAUUUAGAUGACAUUGUAGGCACAGCCAUAGUAUGAAGCCUUUGACCUGAAAUAGUAUGUCUGUCCAUCCUUUUUUUCCUUCCUCCUUCCCUUUCCUUCUUUGUAGUUCUUAGAGAUGUAGUGGAUUCAAGAGAGCAUCUUGUGAGCAAGAUGUACUAUGAGGCACACAAGCGUGCACACACAUACACGUUAUAUAUAUGUAUACACACACAGCCACAUAUAUACAUAUUUAAUAUAUUAGAAUGUAUCCAAUUAACCAAACUCUUUAAGACAUGCUAGAAUUUAGAUAGAAACUUGGCUUUUUGUGCAGAUUCAUUUUCCUUACCAAAUUUCCCAAGAACUUAUAAAAUUAUGGACAUCCAAAAGAUAAAAAUGCAUUUGGGUAUUAAUAUUUCACUUGGAUUUUUUUUCCAAAGAGGAGAAAUACCACAAUCUUGUUUUUUAAUGUUAAAUUACUAUCCUGGGAGAUAUUUUAAAAAGAUACUUAUCUUUGCACUUAAUUUGAAUAUGUAAGUUAAAUUUGACAAAUCUGAUUUGUUUACAGAAAAAUGAUUAUAUUUCUAAACAGCUACGUGUAUUAUUGUCUUUAAAUAUUUGGGGUCACUUUAUUCUAAGUUAAAAUAAUGACACUAUCUGGAAAACAACCCCUUCAUGGAGGAAGGUGAAUUCAGUAGUUUGAGGUAUGUUUGCCCAUCUAUAGUUUUUUUUUAAAUUGUAAAUUAAAACUAGUUCAUUAUUUUAGGAAUAUUAUGUUUUAACUAUUACUAGUUAUUACUAGUAAGUUAUUACUAGUGUCCAAGGUCUAGCUGUAUUAGUGGGAAAAAGAGACCAUGCUAACUAAAUAUUGUCAUUUUAAAAAUAAAAGUUUUUUUUUUUAGUUCUCGUUAAAAUGUAAAAAAAAAUGUUUUUGUCUUUUUAAAAUUAUUAAUCUAGGUGCUGGAAGAUGCCCAACAUUUAUGCCAAAUAAGCUGAAUUGUGUAUAUGAUAGAGAAUUGGGAGUUAAUAUGACAUGAAAAUUAGCAAAAUCAUUAAUUGUGCAUUUGUAUAUAGUUUUCAUAUUAUUUGCUAGGACUUUAUUAAAGAUAUUAUAGAACUGAUGUGAAAAAAAACUUGCUUCCUACAGAAAAGAUAAAAUUAUGAUAUUAAGACAUGUAUAUAAAAGUAUAACAAGCUUUCAUUAAUCAUAUUAGGUAGAAUCUCAUAUAGUUUGGGCCUUGUUUGCUUUCUUAGUACAUACACUAAAACUGGAAUGAUAACUAAACACUACUAGCAUGCCUUCCCACACCAACUCGGCGUGCAAAUCCACAUUCUAUAUCUCUUCAUUUGUACUAUUAAAAUGUGAAGAUCUGAAAAAAAAAAGUUUUGAAUAUUUGGAUUAAAUUGAGUGGAGUACAAAUACUUAUAACUUUUCCCUUCACUACUUCACUUACACAUGCAUACACACAAACCAACCAAAAUCACAACUGUAGAAAGAGAAUGGUCAUAUUGUAGAACUUCCAAAACUUGAACCAGUUGACCAUUUGAUAUAAUUAAGUCAAGAAGGAGUCCUACUCUAUACCAUUUCAUGUUAUAUAAUUUUACUUUCUCUGUAUUGCUGUGCUUUCUCAAUGAUGUAUCCUGUAAGUAGCAGGUUUUAAAACUCUCCAUGUUUUGUUUUUAAAGUUGCCUUAAUUGCUUCCCAUUUCAAUAAAGUAUUUUAUUCCAUUGG